GUGAAGUCCGUCUAAAAUGGAUGGGAGAUAAGACUAGCCCUUACAAAUAUCUCGGUAAAAGUGUACAAGUCAGAAACAUAAACCUGUUAACGUACGAGAUGGAUGAAAUCAAAGUUAAGCAGUUUCAAACUGUAUGGUUGAGAGACAAUAUCUCUACACUAAGUGCCGAAUUUACAUUUAAGCGACGUCUGACCGGUAACAUGAUGAAUGUCUACAUCCCUAGUACACUAGUAGUCAUGCUGUCAUGGCUCUCAUUUUGGAUCGACGUCCACGCAACACCCGCACGCAUCACUUUGGGUGUGACUUCAAUCCUGACUUUAGUCACUCACUUGGUGCAGUCCAGAAGCUUCGUGCCUCCUGUGGAUUAUUUAAAGGCUCUGGAUGUCUGGUUUAUAUUCUGCAUCGUUCUGAUAUUUUUAUCUUUACUGGAAUACGCUUUCGCUUAUCAAUCCGUCAUCAAUGUAAAAGAGGUAAGUAAAAUAAACUGUUUCCAACUUAACAUUCAAAUAUGAAAUAAAACAGUUUAAAAUGCAGGCCUUAAACAUUUUGUCGUGUAAAGAAAAUAGUUUUAAUUAAUGAACACCAUUAUUGCUCACGUUUUUUGAGAUUGGGGUGAAUGAUAGUGAGUUGACAUCACCAUUAUCAUAUAAUGUAC
This is a messenger RNA of Centruroides sculpturatus (bark scorpion), 655 nucleotides long. Its product is annotated as glycine receptor subunit alphaZ1-like. The record is from RefSeq and is a predicted model, not a curated record. Gene Ontology annotation, cellular component: membrane; neuron projection; synapse. Bases 21 to 512 code for a protein of 163 amino acids. NCBI's taxonomy places the organism in Eukaryota, Metazoa, Arthropoda, Arachnida, Scorpiones, Buthidae. The transcript is spliced from 2 exons. Gene Ontology annotation, biological process: chemical synaptic transmission; regulation of membrane potential; nervous system process. Gene Ontology annotation, molecular function: neurotransmitter receptor activity; transmembrane signaling receptor activity; chloride channel activity.